Molecule: messenger RNA, 1889 nt
Organism: Mus pahari (shrew mouse)
Lineage: Eukaryota; Metazoa; Chordata; Mammalia; Rodentia; Muridae
Gene: Pdha2
Product: pyruvate dehydrogenase E1 alpha 2 subunit
Exons: 1
Coding region: 606-1781 (391 amino acids)
Biological process (GO): pyruvate decarboxylation to acetyl-CoA
Cellular component (GO): intracellular membrane-bounded organelle
Molecular function (GO): pyruvate dehydrogenase (acetyl-transferring) activity
Source: RefSeq, a predicted model, not a curated record
UUGCACAUACUUUUCAAUAAAUGUUAAAAUGUUGAUAAUUUUUUUCUUUUAAAAACGAAAGAAUGAUGUCAUUUUUGCUCCCUCCCUCCUGCCUGCCCUUUUUCCUCCCCCUCUUUCCCUCCUCUCCACCACCCCUCAUUUUGAGGUCAAAGAGACCACAAAUUGGCUGAGAAUAAGAUUAAAGUCCGGCUCCUACAAACCUCCAUGCCUAGUGUCUGCGAUUACAGGGAUGUGUGGCAGGCACAGUUACUGUCCGAGAUUAGAGAGAGGUGCUGGGAUGGAACCCCAAAGCUCUGUACAGUAGGCUAUGUCCUCACCCUGCCAGGACUUUUUUGAGUUGUCCAGGGAAAAGACACUCAGGUGCUGUGUGGGUGACAAUGAUGAUGGUGUUAAAUAAAAGGAAAGUGUCAGAGAUCCUCCCUUUUAGGUUGGAAGCAUGGUGGGGGGGGCGGAGCAGGGCCCCGUGGGCGUGGCUUCUGGCUUGCUGACGUAGGCAACGUGUUUGCGUUGCCGCGCUAUUGUUGCGUCAGAGGAGCUCUGGCCGCCAUCUUAAAAGCCGCGGAGUGAUCGUUGGGAGCCGCUACCGUUGUGCCUCGCGUUUCUCCAUGAGGAAAAUGCUGGCCGCUGUGCUGUCUCACGUAUUUUCGGGAAUGGUCCAGAAGCCUGCUCUCAGAGGACUGCUGUCAUCUCUGAAGUUCUCCAACGACGCCACCUGUGACCUUAAGAAAUGCGACCUGUACCGGUUGGAGGAGGGCCCACCGACCUCCACCGUGCUCACCCGAGCCGAGGCCCUCAAGUACUACCGGACCAUGCAGGUAAUUCGGCGCAUGGAGUUGAAGGCCGACCAGCUGUAUAAGCAGAAAUUCAUCCGUGGUUUCUGUCACCUGUGUGAUGGGCAGGAAGCCUGCUGCGUGGGGCUGGAGGCAGGGAUAAAUCCCACGGAUCACAUCAUCACGUCCUACCGGGCUCACGGCUUGUGCUACACGCGGGGACUGUCCGUGAAGUCCAUUCUCGCCGAGCUGACAGGACGCAAAGGAGGCUGUGCCAAAGGCAAGGGAGGCUCUAUGCACAUGUACGGCAAGAACUUCUACGGUGGCAAUGGCAUUGUUGGGGCCCAGGUACCCCUGGGAGCUGGUGUGGCUUUCGCCUGUAAAUACCUGAAGAAUGGUCAGGUCUGCUUGGCUUUGUAUGGAGAUGGUGCGGCUAACCAGGGGCAGGUAUUCGAAGCCUACAAUAUGUCAGCCUUGUGGAAAUUACCCUGCGUUUUCAUCUGUGAGAAUAACCUCUAUGGAAUGGGAACCUCGAUUGAGAGAUCAGCAGCCAGUACUGAUUACCACAAGAAAGGCUUUAUUAUCCCCGGACUGAGGGUGAAUGGGAUGGAUAUUCUCAGUGUUCGGGAGGCAACCAAGUUCGCCGCUGAUCACUGCAGAUCCGGAAAGGGGCCCAUUGUGAUGGAGCUGCAGACCUACCGUUAUCAUGGACACAGUAUGAGCGACCCAGGGAUCAGUUACCGUUCACGAGAAGAAGUUCAUAACGUGAGAAGUAAGAGUGAUCCCAUAAUGCUUCUCCGAGAGAGAAUUAUCAGCAACAACCUCAGCAAUAUUGAAGAAUUGAAAGAAAUUGAUGCAGAUGUGAAGAAAGAAGUCGAGGAAGCAGCUCAGUUUGCUACAACGGAUCCAGAACCACCUGUGGAAGAUAUAGCCAAUUACCUCUACCACCAAAAUCCACCUUUUGAAGUCCGUGGUGCACAUAAGUGGCUCAAGUAUAAGUCCCACAGUUAGAUGUUACCUAUACAUUUGUUAAAAAAUUUUUCAGUGGGACAUUUAUGGUGUACUUUAGGAAACUUCAACUUUGUUAAGGAGGAAUAAAUAAAAUGGCAUUGCAGACAA